AUGAACAAGAUUCUAGGCACAUCAUACGAAAAUACUAUGAAGACCGCUGCAUUAGACUUCUCCCUUGCUGCAUUGGAUGACCAUGCAAGCUGGCUUACUGGUGCCGGUGCGGAAGGGUCUCCAAUUUCGUCCAAUUCAAUCUCGACAAAAGUGGCUUGGGCUCUUCGUCCAACAUCAGCUGUGGGGCUGAAGGAUUUAUAUUCAUCUGUCUUCCGUCUCCUUUUCCUUCACGACGUCGAGCGCUCUGUCCAAACAAACACCGCUCGCGAUACUCCAUCUUCACGUCGCGCCGUCCACGGUAUCCACGAGGAUUCAAACCCAAUCUCUACAGCCUCCCACUCCGUCGCAAAAAUGCGUGGUACCGUCCUCUUCGCUCUCCUCGCAGCAACAGCUAUCUCGGCCAUCGCGCCCACUCCCCCAGCAGCACCCCUUCUCUUAGCCAGACAAACCACCGCAGCGCCAGCAACGACAGCCGGACCUCUCGUCUGCUCAACCGCCAUCUCCUCAUCGGCAAAAGUAUGCUCAGUGCAAACCAUCGACAACAAAAAGACCACCUCCUGCUCCUCCGCGCUCGUCACCACCUCCGUCUGCGCCGCCGGCCUGAUCUGCUUCGAUGAAGGCCCCAACGCAGGCGACUGCAUGACCAAAGUAAACAAACUCACCACCUCCGGUCUUAUCGUCGCGAUCAUCUUCGUCGUCGGUCUCGUCGCUACAAUCGCCGUGCUCAUCGGCAUGGCAUGUGUCGAGAAAUCCAAAGCCAAGAAGAACGCCCGCGAACGUGUCGCGCUGCUGGGCGGGAACAAGAGUGCGAUGACGGAUAUUGAGACGGUGAAACCAUAUCGUAUUGGAGGCGGAGGAGACAGCGGUGCCGACGAGCCAUUGACUAAGGCUGCUGCCCCACCUGCUGCUGGACCUUCUACCGUACCGCAGAUUCAGUUACAUCAGGGGAUUGGAGCUUUGGGCGGACAUGAUGAUGAGCAUUGGAGCAAUGAUUACGCUGCUACUGGCGCGAACAACCAGAAUAGACUUUAA
Messenger RNA from Glarea lozoyensis ATCC 20868, 1032 nucleotides. RefSeq lists its product as uncharacterized. Bases 1 to 1032 code for a protein of 343 amino acids. The record is from RefSeq and is a predicted model, not a curated record. NCBI's taxonomy places the organism in Eukaryota, Fungi, Ascomycota, Leotiomycetes, Helotiales, Helotiaceae. The transcript is spliced from 3 exons.